Molecule: messenger RNA, 3979 nt
Organism: Epinephelus fuscoguttatus (brown-marbled grouper)
Lineage: Eukaryota; Metazoa; Chordata; Actinopteri; Perciformes; Serranidae
Gene: ckap2l
Product: cytoskeleton associated protein 2-like
Exons: 9
Coding region: 120-2417 (765 amino acids)
Cellular component (GO): centrosome; cytosol; mitotic spindle
Source: RefSeq, a predicted model, not a curated record
UCGGUUGUUAUGAAGUUAACGUUACUUUAACGUCUGUUGAACCACCAUAACAAGUCUAACGAGCCAUUUUUACAUCUAAUUUGGACAAAGUCGAGAGAAAACACUGAACUGUGACAGAUAUGGAAGAAGCAGAGACCGUCCCGAUACUUUCCAGAAAAGAGCUGCGUAAGCAGAAGUUGAUGGAAUACUUGGCAGGAAAGGGAAAGCUGAAACAGCCCAACCCUAAGCCAUACCUCCGUGAUGACGUCCAGGUUAAGAGGCAUGUCACGUCUACACAAAAGGUGGUCAUGGGAAAAGAGAACACAGCUCCAGCGGACAGAUUCAGAUAUGAAGGCACAAAAAGUCAAACUUUGGCUGCUCAAUCCACAAAACAGCCUGCCAGGGAACCAUUUGGUGUUACUAACAAAGUGAAUAUAAAAGCCAACAUCCCAACCGGGCGGCGAAAUACCAGUCGUACUUCUGCAACCUCUGGCCCAGCACAGCCAAAACUUAAUCAAAACCCUGUGCUGACGAGAACCUACACCGUUGUGUCGUCCAAAUCCAACUGGAAUGAAGCCACCCAUCCUAAAAAGCGGCCAGAAACAGGAAGUCUGUCUUCAAAUGCAGCUCAUACAGCUGCUACAAAAUCAAACAGCAGAUUCAGCAGGAGCUCAAAUGUUACCAGGUCAUGUCCAGUGAAGACAGCCAGUAUCAGGAUGAGUCUCGGCCCCAUGGUCAAAACAAAGACAGGGCUCAUUCCUGCAGUGACCCAGCCAAGAAACACUCAGAGUCAAAACUUAAGACACACCUCUGCCACAGCAGCUGAUGCCACCAUCGCCACAACUGCUUCUGUAGCUAAUAAGGUGCGAUCCAGCUCCUUUUCAUCAGCUUCUGUUUCCCAGCGGUCUGCCAUCGCUCAGAGAAAAACAUUACCUGCCACUGCUCUAAAUAACCCUGUUAAUGAGAGAUCAACAGCUGGAAUUAAAAUUCAACAACAGAACAAGUUAAACUCAAAACCACUUUUGGGCAAACAAUCUCAGCCAUCUUGCAAGAGUCAACUAUCAUUUGGACUGAAAUCGGUGUCCACCUCCUCCAAAUGCACAGCAGCACCUAUUAAGCCAAAGGGAAGAGAGGGGUUGUCAAAAACUGUGAAAUCAGCUGGCCAGCCCACAGACAGGUCCACAAAGCAGAGAUUCGAGAGUGGAGGGCAGAAAAAUGGCCAAUCACGCAAAGUCGCUGCUCAGACAUCCUCAGGGCCAACGAGCAGGUGCAGCUCCAGAGCAGUCAGUGGGGUUAGGCGUGCUGCAGUGGCUGAGCUGGGAGGGAAAACCAUGACAUGUAAAGAGGCCGAUGGCAAGAAGGGUUCAGCGAAUGCCCCUCCACCAAAACGAACAGGCGCUCCAGUUAUGUCCCAGACAGUGCCACGGCCUGCACGGACCAUCAGCCACACCAGUCAGGGCACAGACACAAAGACGCCAAAGGUCCCUGUCAGGGUCCUUCCCCAGACUGAGGGAAAGAAGGUGACCGCUGCCCAGGAGGAAAGAAUGAGAAAGCUACGCGAAUGGCGGGAAGCCAAGGGCAUUUCCUACAAACGUCCUCCAAUGCCGGUGAAGCCUCAGGUCAGGCGCACUGUGGCUGUGCCCCAGCCUUUCUGGGCAACCAUGAAUGAGGAAGACGAAGCCCACUCCCUCAUCUGUGCCGUGGACCGAUCCCUGGCUGACUGCAUCAAAUUGCUUGGAGAGGGUUGCCCUCCAGACCAGGUGAGGGAGGUUCUCACACGACUGCCAGCAGUGUCCCAGAAGUUUGCCAAAUACUGGAUCUGUCAGGCCCGCCUGAUGGAACAAGAAGGCAACCUGGAUGUCCUGCCCAUGUUUGAAGAGGCUGUUGGUCUUGUGUUGGAGCCAGUGGAUGAGCUGCGGACUGUGGUGUUUGAGAUUCUGAAGAAAAAGGAUGAGAUCCAAGCGUCCGCAGAAAAUGAGAAAGAGGAGGACCAAAUUCCAACAGGUGAAAGCACUCCCGAAAGUAUCAACAACCCGAUGAUGACCCCCAAACCUGUGAGAGCUCUCAUCUGGGGAGAGAAAGGAGACUCAUCUGUAGUCAAGUACAAGAUCACAGCAACUCCUGGUGGACCACCGCCAAGCCAACAGAAGGACCCAGCGCGAGUCAAUGGCCACGAGGUUCGCUUUUUCACUCCAGUUAGACGCUCAGUCCGAAUCGAGAGAUCCUCUCUCCGAUAUCCCGCGUCCCUCCAGGAUCACGAUCAAUGCGUAGCCUCCUACAAUGACCUGAUCUCUGAGGAGGAUACUGAGAGAAGUGAGGAGCAGACGAGCAGGGAAACCAGCCCAUCCGCUAACAAUACGCCUAUGUACAUCUACAGACAGAACGAAGCACUUAAUGACAAAGUGUUCGUUCAGCUAGUCUAUGAUGAAGGCGUUUAGCUGUAUGUGCUCACUUCAUCUACACCAGUUUGCAGACUGUGUUCAGCAUUUAUCACUGUUCAUGGCAGGGUCAAAAAGUCAAAUGUAUGUACAUAUUUUUGUGUAGUUGUAUUUCACCCUUUCCCUGAACCCCAGUGAGUUUUAGCCUUGUAAAGCUAGAACCUCACAUUUUAGACAAUAAGCUGUUUUUUUACAGUCAGAUAUUUCUGACACUUGCUUAUCAUUUUGCCCCUGUAUUAUUUUAGCCCAUUAAAUAAUGUGGUGUACAUAGUAAUGUAAAAUAAAUGGCUGUGUUUUUUUGAACUCAUGGAUGUAUUUUGUGCUUUAUUCAUUUUUAUCUAGCACGUGGACUCUCCUAUCAAACAGACACCUGUACUCCUGAAACCACAGCCAAAAUUAGUUUACUAUUGUGUGUGCUGGACAAAGUUCCAUGUCUGAGUUGUUGUUCAGAUAUGAUUUGUCACAUUUGCCUUUUAUCUAAAGCAUCCAUGCAAAACAGCAUUUAUGACAAAACGAAACUUGGUUGCACGAGUUUUACCACACCUUCAAAUGACAAGCAGUGAGCCAGUUCAUUGGAACCAGGACUGAAAGUCACCAUCAUUUUAACAUGUGAUUAUGCAGGUGUGGUGUGUCUGCCUCAGAUAUUCUGGAAGUUUGUUCCACAGGCGGGGAGCAUAGAAACUAAAGGCUGCUUCACCUUGUUUGGUUUGAUCUGAGGGGUCUGGAUGCUUCAUAAAGUUGGAUGCUUCAGAAAGUUCCUGCUUAUUGUGACAACCCUCCCUGCCCUGCCUGCCUUGUUGUGUUCUCCCUUGCAGGUAGCAGUGGGCGUGGCUGCGGGUAAUCAGGGAAGUGGCAGCACCUGAGUUCAGUGAGCUUUUAAAAGCUCUGGCUGCUCACUGCUCGUUCUCUUCUCCUUACUGAGGCAGCAUUUGGUUUUGGGUUUGGUUUUAUCUUUGUUUCUGCACUCUACAACAUCAUACACAUACAUUGUUUCACUCAUGCCCUCACCUACACCACUGACUUUACUGAUUGCAAACACCAUGUUUAGUUAGGUUCUUUUUCUUAUGUUUAUUCUUUAGCAAAUAAAAAUCCUUUAAUUGGCUUUCCUUGUGUAUGUGUCUCCCUUUUUGUCAUGGCCGUGCGGCCCGGUUCGUGACAUUAUCUAACUCCUGAUAUGCUCAAGGCAGGUGAUGGAGAGGUGGGAGGAAGUGCAGUGGAGGCUUUGGAUGAGAUGUAGACCUGUGUGUUAUCUGCGCAGCAAUGGAAAUGAACACCAUGGUGAUGGAGAAUUGUGCCUAGGGGAACUUCAGCAUUCUGAGUAAUACAAUUUUUACGUAGCACAGAUAGUACAUAGUACUUAUAUCAUUCUACAGGUGUUCAAGUGCAGUAAGAUGUACCUGAGAUUCAAAGUUGCGAGGAAAAAGAAAGGAAAUGAGAUACCAAUAAUAAUGAUAUAUAAAUAAAUAAAUGUGUGAAUGUGUACAUACAAACAUACCUAUCUGACUACAUGUACACUCAUAAGUAAAAUACAGUAAACUUUUAAAUAUGAAAGUGGGAUGGGA